Messenger RNA from Schistosoma bovis, 861 nucleotides. The record is from the annotation of a GenBank genome assembly. NCBI's taxonomy places the organism in Eukaryota, Metazoa, Platyhelminthes, Trematoda, Strigeidida, Schistosomatidae.
GUUUGUACUAAUUUAUUGAAUUUUGAAACCUACCAAUUCUUUUGAGGCUUCUUGACCUUGGUGCAUAAACAAUUUGUGUCUGUGAAAGCCGGGCUUUAUUUAUUGUGAAAUAACCCUGUAUUAUAUGCAGUCAAAUCAACGGUCAACGUCAAGUAAUCAACCUAAUUUUCCACGCAAAAGAAAUACACAUGUUCAAGGGUUGAAAUCUAGACUUCGAUCGAAUAUUAAUUCAAUUUUAUCCAAUUAUGAAAUGAUUUUAUCACGAUCCAAGAUUGACCCAAAUGAGGUUACUAAAGGUCUUGGUCCAUAUGCUCAGUGUGCUCAAGAUACAUUUGAAUUCAGCGUAAGAGCAGCAAAUAUAGUACAUGCUUGUGAAAAUAUCACUCGUCUAGUAUCAGAAAUUAAACAAUUUUUAAUAUUAGGCGAUUUUCGUUGGUUAGCACAAGUGAAUUCAUUAAAUCAAGAAAAAUUGAUUCUUCGAAAAUUAGAUUUAGAUCGUGUCAGUAAUCGAUUACGUGAUAAACUUGUUGCUGAAUUACAUAAUUUAGAACAAGAAACAAGUCCAGAUUAUCCUAUUAAUACUUUUCCAAAAAACUAUUCAACAGUAAAAAAAAAUACAAGUUAAUUGUUGUAUCUUCACGUACUUUUGUCAAUUAUAAAUAUCCAUUGAGUUAGUUAUAUUGAUAUUCCUUAGCGUUGAUCAUUCAUUCCAUGAUGGAAACUCUUAGUAAAUGAGAAAUUUUCUAUUCCUAAUCAACAAUGUAAACAUUGUCCUCUCCCCUUAAUUGAAAGAAAAAUUUACUUCAAAGCUGGUUUAAAUCAAUGCUUGAACUAAUGAUAAGGAGUAUAUUAAAUGGUCGC